AGAGAGUGUGUGUGUGAGUGUGUGAGUGAGUGAGCGGGCGGGCGGGCGCGAGUGUGGCCGCCGCGGAGCGCGAGCAGGACCCGGCGGGCGCGCUCCCCCAGCCUCUCUCUCCCCGCCAGAACCAUGUCGGGCAGGUCGGUUCGAGCCGAGACCAGGAGCCGCGCCAAAGAUGAUAUCAAGAGGGUCAUGGCGGCUAUCGAGAAAGUGCGCAAAUGGGAGAAGAAGUGGGUGACUGUGGGGGACACAUCCCUGCGAAUCUACAAGUGGGUUCCUGUGACAGAGCCAAAGGUGGAUGAUAAGAACAAGAACAAGAAGAAGGGCAAAGAUGAGAAGUGUGGCUCCGAGGUGACCACGCCGGAGAACAGCUCCUCCCCGGGAAUGAUGGACAUGCACGAUGAUAACAGCAACCAGAGCUCCAUAGCAGACGCCUCCCCGAUCAAACAGGAGAACAGCAGUAACUCAAGCCCUGCUCCAGAGCCCAACUCAGCCGUGCCCAGCGAAGGCACUGACGCCAAGGCAGACGAGGCCCAGGCCGAUGGGAAGGAGCUUCCUGGGACCGAAGAUGCUUCUGACGAGCAGAAUUCGCAGUCUUCAGUGGAAAACUCGGUGAACAGUUCAGAGAAAGUGGAGCGGCAGCCAUCUGGAGACGCGGGCCUGGCUGCGGAGAUGUCGGCAGCCUCUCAGGUACCUCGAUCAAGGUCUCAGAGGGGCAGCCAGAUCAGCCGGGAGCCUGUUGGGGUGUCGGGGGAUUUGGAAGGAGUGCCCCCCUCGAAGAAGAUGAAACUGGAGACCUCGCAACAGAACUCUGAAGAGAUGUAGACCCUGCGCUCAGUCCUGCUUGUCCACGCGCCACGGGGGAGACACCUGCAGGCUGAAUCCCAGACGGCUUCACCUGCGUGGUUCCUCUCGGGCGUGGACAGAACUACAGACUUUCCGAGUUUACCAAGUGCAAAUCCAAGAAAACCCAGAACAGCGUAACUUCUCAGACACUGAAGAACUUUUCUGCUGUGAAGCAAAACACUCGGGUGUUGGAGGGACUGUCCUUGGGAAGGCGGGGUCGACCGCUCAGGAGUGUCUGCACACUGUCUCUGAAGCCAAGAUUACAUUCGUGUUGCUGCUGUAUUGUUUUGUGUCCCUCCCCGCCCCAACCUCUCUAUUUAACGAUAUAAGCUACUCGAGGGUCGUACCGAUCAGGGAAUCGGUUCUCGUCCGGGCUUUUCACUGUUCGCCCGAUUCCUUCCGCUUUCUUUUUUUGUGCCUUGUGCCCUUGAGGUGACCUCUGGCAUGUUUUCCUGGUUGUUUUGCAUCUCCCUUUGCAAAGUGCCCUCGGUUUUGUCCGGGCAGCCCAUGCCACCGUCCUCACACCUCUCUCCUCCCUGACCUGGGACUUCAGCUGGAGCGGAGCAGGCAGGGGGGAGGGGGCUGGAGGCCCGCACGAGCAGGACCUCCUUGGCCGCCCGGUUUGCCGGUGUGGGGGUGUUGGGCGUGCCCUGGGCCCCGGGUCCUGGGUCCAAGGUCCGAGGAGUCUCGGAUGUCGGAGCGCUGUCCCCAAGGGCUGGCUUCGGGACGUUCUCUCUCACUUCCUCGGGGCAUCUGAGGCCGGCGUUUCCAAGCCCACCGUGGCCCAGACGGACACACAGAACCCUUCGACCGCUCUGACACGUGCGCCCUCUACCCCGACCACACCGCUUUCUCCCACACCUCCGAAGAUGAAAUGGCUUCUGUGGCUGACUGCAGGACUGUCUCCUUAGGACGCUAAAAGGGCCGAGGGGGCUGGGAGCCAAGGGCAGGAAGAGCUGGUGCUGAACUUUCUCAUAGGAUGUUGCCUGGAUUUCAAAUCCGCAGGAACCUGCUACCCUCUGCCUCCCCAGCUUCACUUGGCAACGCUCCCCCCGCCCCAGGGGAGGCAAGACUGCGAAGUGUUCUGAGGCUCAGAGCCGGCAGUCAGAUGGCCUCCUGCUCCCAGGAUGCACGGACGGCCCCCACGGGGGAGCUGACCCUGACAAUUGGGCCUCAAAGGCCAGAACGAGGCACCAGGGAGUGGAAUGCUCUGCACGCCUCCAGAAGGGGGCGACCGAGGCCCCCUCCUCGCCUCCGUCCUCUGCCUGUGCUGGGACACCUUCCUCUCACUAAAAUGGAGUUGGCCCCUUGGACAAACUGCCUGAUUGUUAGGUUCUGAGGCCUGGUUUGCUCUUAAUUCCUAGAUGGACUCCUCGGACCUUAACCCUUUUCCUGAGCUUUCUUUACUGCACUGGAGUUCCAACUCCCUUUGAGUUGAGUGAGGGGGUGGGUGGGUCGGGGGGAGGGGGUUUGCUUUUGUUUUGUGGUUUGUUUUUUUUGUUGUUGUUUUGUUUUCGUUUUCGUUUUGCUGAUUGGUGCAUAUCCAGGUACUACCUUCAAGACCUUUGACGUGGGGCUCUCUCUCCUGACCACGAUGGAAAGUGUCUGCCAGUUCCUAAGGGUGGGCUCUCCCUUGUUUCUAAGGGAGCCAAUCUGUUUCCUGCACUUCAAGAAGAAUCAAAAUGUUCCUGAAUUUCAAAUACCUCAUGCAAAAUGGUCUCCUGAAAUAAGGGAAAAAAAAAACAAAAAAACAAAAAACAAAACACAAACUUUGAAAAUCUUAAUGUUGAAGUUCGCAAUGCCGAAAGGUUUCUGUCUUAAAAAAAA
This is a messenger RNA of Lontra canadensis (Northern American river otter), 2667 nucleotides long. It is a transcript of the gene BCL7A, whose product is annotated as BAF chromatin remodeling complex subunit BCL7A. Bases 124 to 819 code for a protein of 231 amino acids. The transcript is spliced from 6 exons. The record is from RefSeq and is a predicted model, not a curated record. NCBI's taxonomy places the organism in Eukaryota, Metazoa, Chordata, Mammalia, Carnivora, Mustelidae.